Molecule: messenger RNA, 483 nt
Organism: Fimicolochytrium jonesii
Lineage: Eukaryota; Fungi; Chytridiomycota; Chytridiomycetes; Spizellomycetales; Powellomycetaceae
Exons: 2
Coding region: 1-483 (160 amino acids)
Source: RefSeq, a predicted model, not a curated record
AUGGGGCAACACCACACCCCUAACCCGACACCUCCACCAUCCACCUCCCACCCCGCCCCCUCAACCCCCUCCCCCUCCUCCUCAAACGCACCACCGCAAUCUCCAUCACAACCACCACCACCAACCCCCGGCCUCCCCUUCUGGGAACAACGGCGCGCCGCCUGGACCGCCAACCACACGCCAUACACGGAGAACCCCGCCCCCGUGACGGACCAGUGGAUCAGAGAUAACCCGGCGCUGGCGGAUGUGGAUGCGACGGCGUAUGAUGCGAUUUAUGCGGCGCUUGUGGAGGGGAGGAGGUUUGCGAGGAGGACGCCGUUGCCGUUUGUUACUUCUGUGCUGGUCCACGGAUGGAAAAAGGAAGGUCUCUGGGCACCCGCAACAGGGAUAGGAGGAUCGAACAGUAAUCCGUACCCGCUCGCCGACUCGAAUAGCAAUUCGCAGAACGUCUCUUCUGGUGUCAUUUCUGGGCAGCGGCAGUGA